Messenger RNA from Fraxinus pennsylvanica, 672 nucleotides. The record is from the annotation of a GenBank genome assembly. Lineage: Eukaryota; Viridiplantae; Streptophyta; Magnoliopsida; Lamiales; Oleaceae.
AUGAAGAAACAUUUGCAGUUGUUGAUUGAGCUUCUCGAGGGUUUUCUUUUGCUUCUAUUUAUCCGGAGAGAUAUUUAUGAUACAUAUGAGAAGACAAUGUACAAUAAGAAAGAGAGAGGAACUUCAGCUUUGGGAAAAUUUCACGGUUUCACGGCGGUUAGAGAAUUAAAGGAAAGUGAGCUAAUUUGCGAUGGUUUUCAGAAUUUUGCUAGAGGACGAAGGAAAGUAGGGUUUGAUGAGAAAAAUAUCAGAAGGCACGUUCAGUUUUCUGGUCAACGUGGCGAGGAACAGAUAAUUCAGCUUUCACAAGCGAUGCCUCCCAUGAAGACUGUAGAUUUCUUUUGGAAUUGUUUAGGCGAUGAAGUGGAACAGAAAUUCUUCUUCAAACUCUUGGUUGAAAAUAUGCAGUCAGUUAAAUCGUCAGACAGGACUUCAUCUGGCAACUUCUGGCAACAAGACUCAGCUUGCCUCUCGUGGCUUGAUCAACAACCACGUAAUUCUGUCAUCUAUGUUGCAUUUGGAAGUUUGACAGUAUUUGAUCAGAAUCAAUUCAAUGAACUUGCUCUCAGCCUUGAACUCACCAAAAGACCAUUCCUCAAAACGUCCUAUCCCAUCCUUCUGUUGCCUGUUUCAUUAGCCAUUGCGGUUGGAAUUCCACCAUCGAAGGCAUAA